CCUCGUCCCCCCGCCCCUUUCGCCGCACAUUUCCUUUUCUCCCCUCCGCCCCGGGUGCCCCCUCACCAUGGACAGCUCAGCAUCCCCCCCGGCCGGGGAACCGGCGCAGCUCCUGCUUGAGCGAUCUUGGCGCCAGCUGGCCGCCUUCCAUGAGGCCUUCGCCGGGCUGCUGGGGGUCUUGUCGCCACCGGAAGCGCCCGGGGACCCGGGUCCCGGGGAGGCAACAGCGCCGGGCCGCAAUGCGCGCAUCAAUCCGCGUCCGGUUGGUCGUGCGGAUGUGGAAGCCGCCGUGGCAGCCCUCGUGCGUGUCGGCCGUGCCCUCUCGGAAACCUGCGAAGGCAUGGCCGCGCGCGAGGACUUCCUGUGCAUCGAGGCCGAGCUGAUCUACCGCGCUCGGCAAUCGACCAGCCGGCAGCCCCUCGAUCGGGAUCCCGGGCUGCCGGCCUUCCGGCCGGAGCAUCUCCAUGCUCUCCGCCGGCGAGUCCAGGCCCUGGACAAGCAGGAGGCCUUCCUGAACGAUGUCAUCAUCCGGGAGGGCCGCGAGCCGCUGCUGCGCCUGCGCCGGCAGUUGGCCGAGUGCGAGGCCGUCGCGCGCCAAGCCAACAUCGACCUGGCGACCCCGCCUCUGAAAUAGGCCUCCGCUCCCCCUUCCCCCUCCCAAGCCGUGUCCGGCCGAAUGGACCUGCUGAUGUGUCCCCCCCCC
Messenger RNA from Fonticula alba, 703 nucleotides. RefSeq lists its product as hypothetical. Lineage: Eukaryota; Rotosphaerida; Fonticulaceae. The record is from RefSeq and is a predicted model, not a curated record. The transcript has a single exon. The coding region runs from base 68 to 634 and encodes 188 amino acids.